Messenger RNA from Nycticebus coucang (slow loris), 712 nucleotides. RefSeq names its product putative lipocalin 1-like protein 1. The record is from RefSeq and is a predicted model, not a curated record. The transcript has 7 exons. Lineage: Eukaryota; Metazoa; Chordata; Mammalia; Primates; Lorisidae. Gene Ontology annotation, molecular function: small molecule binding. Bases 51 to 581 code for a protein of 176 amino acids.
CCAAGCUCCAGCAAGUGGCCGGUCAGUGGCUGUGAGCACAGACCCCAGAGAUGAAGACCCUGUUCCUGGCCGUCAGCCUCAGCCUCAUCGCUGCCCUGCAGGCCCAGGACGCCCCAGCCGCGGACGAGGAGAGUCAGGAUGUGUCAGGAAAAUGGUAUCUGAAGGCCAUGACAGCAGACAAGGAGAUUCCUGGGGGGAAGCCAGAGUCUGUGACUCCCUUGACCUUCACAGUCCUCGAGGGGGGAAACCUGGAAGCCUCCAUCACCAUGCUGAUAAAUGGCCAGUGCCAGGAGAUAAAAGCUGUGCUGGAGAAAACUGACGAGCCGGGCAAAUACACGGCCAACGGGGGCAAGCGUGUGGUGUACCUCAUCAGGUCAUCCGUGAAGGACCACUACAUUCUUUACUGUGAAAGCGAGCUAAGUGGGACGAAGAUCAAGGUGGCAAAGCUCAUGGGCAGAGACACUGAGAAUAACCCAGAAGCCCUGGAGGAUUUUAAGAAGUUCAUGGGAGCCAGAGGCCUCAGUCCGGAGCACUUCCUCAUCCCCAAGCAGAGUGAAACUUGCUCUCCAGGGAGCGAUUAGGCACCCAGGGCAGCACCACCCAGCUCCUCUGUCCUGUGCAGGAACACGAGACGAGCCUCUGAGACCCGGCUGGCUGCACCCUCUGCCACCCUUACUGCCCCCUCAGUCCCUCUCCUGCUUCUACAUAAAGA